UUGGACCAGAAUAUUGUAGAAAAUUCAAAGUGUUCACUGAAAGAAGCAAUGAAUUUGAUGGAUUUUUCAUUACGUGAGUACAACAAACAAAAAAUACCAGUUGACUCUAUAUUGGAUUCAGUCUACUCUGAUGAGGCUUUAAAUCCCACUGAGGAGACUCAACAUUUGACCCAUAUCAGACAAAAUGUUGACUUCCAUGAAGUUGACCACUUGAAUUAUGACCACCAAAACAUAAGUAAAGAAUCACAAGAUCUACUCAGAGAAAAUGCUGCUACCAUUACAAGCAAUUUGAAUGAAGAGUCUGAUCAAGAUUGGUCAAUUUUUCCCAAAAAGUCUUCUGAAACUAUAGUUAUACAUAGAGGUGGUGUGAUCAACCCUAUUAUUGAAUCAUUGACUGUUGUUGAUAAGAAUUACUCUUCUCUCAGUCAAGUAACUGACAGCAUACUGGUAGACUCCUCUGAUUCUCCUACUUCAUCUGACAUGAAUGUUACUUGCUGUAAAAGAAGGAAAUCUUCAGAAGAGGAUGAUUUAUAUCAGUCCAUAGCUGACUUAUGGAAGGUUUCUGAUAGUGUGCUAAUGCAGACCAUUCAUGGUAUUGACACAAGUGACACUUUCUUACUAAGUGGUAAUUUUGGGAAGGAGAAAGAUGAAGACAAGAGCAGAGAUCUUAAAAAUACUGAAACUAUUGAAAAACACAAUGAAGUGCUCCAGGUGAAAGAGUUGCCAGUUUUUCAUGCUCAAAAUCAUGGUGGACUUGCUGGAAAAACAAGUGUAGCAAAUCUCAAUGAAAUUUCUGAUGCUGGUGGUCUUUUGAUAUCUUUUGAUCUUGAUUAUCGAAAUAAGUCCAGCAAUGAUGCAAUUUCUGACCAGAGUAGUGCAAAUGAUGAUACAUGUAAAUUUUUGAACCUCAGCUGCACUCCAGUGCAUGAUGUUUCUGAUGAGAGUAUGAGUGAUUUACUGAAAGCACUUCGUUUAGAUGAUAAGCUUGACACCUCAACAUCUCCCUACUCACCAUCAAAAAGUCUAGAAAAUUCUCUUAAAGUUAGCAUUUCUAGUUGUGGUGUUCACAUCGAGUUACCUUCGACUGAAGAAAACCAAAAUGCAGAGAGUGUAUGCUCAAUGAAUCUUGAUGCAGAGAAAGCAGUGAAAACUUGCAGCUUGCAAGCCAAAAUGCUGCUCCCUUUACCUGAACAAGAUGUGGGGUUGAAAUUUGAUGAGUUUCCCAAAGCUGGAGGCAGUGCACCAUUUAAACAUUCUGAUGAGUCAAAUGUUCUGCAUGGAAGAAAUUAUCAACUAGCUGCUGAUGCAUGUCAGACAAUGCAUCUAACAAGAAUGCAGACUUCAUCUUCUAAAACUGAACAAACAUUAUCUCCUUCAUCUGACCCAGUAGCAACUCACACUGGAGAAGAAAUAUUUAAAAGUGUAGAAAAUACAGGGAACCAAAUUCUCCAUCCAACAACUGAUCACAUGUCUUCUCAUACAACUGGUCAGAUGUCUCCUCCUGCAACUGAAAGGAUGUCUCCUACAAUUGAACGGAUGUCUCUCCCUACAACUGAACAGAUGUCUCCUCCUACAACUGAAUGGAUGUCUCCUCCUAUAACUGAACGGAUGUUUCCUCCUAAAACUGAAUGGAUGUCACCUCCUACAACUGAACGAAUGUCUCCUCCUACAACUGAACGGAUGUCUCCUCCUACAACUGAACGGAUGUUUCCUCCUACAACUGAACGGAUGUCUCCUCCUACAACUGAACAGAUGUCUCCUCCUACAACUCAAGGGAUGUAUUCUCAAACAACUGAUCAAACGUCUCACGAAUCUACUUCUCGAAUAUCUCCUCCAACAAAUGAGAUAUCUCCUACAACUGACUGUAUUUCUCCUCAAACAACCGAUCAAAGGUCACAUGAAACCACUCAUCGUAUGUCUCCUCCAACAUUUUUUGCAAGUGAUGGAAUUUCUUCCCCUACAUCUUAUCAGAAAUCCUUUCACUCAGCUCAUCGAACAUCUCUUUGUCAUCGUUCACUUUCUGCAAGUCCUGUUCACGAAAGCUAUCUCAAAGUACCUCAGAUUCACUCGGCACCUCAGACGCCAUGUUCAGCUGAUAUGGAGAGAGAUUCCAGUGCAUCACCUAACAAAAAAGCUUUGACGGUUGCUCCCUAUGCUUUUGUUUCGUCAUAUGGUGGAGCCAUACGCCCCCCAUCCCGGGCCGAUCAUCCUGCAAACGAUGACGUAACAACUACAAUUGAAACUGAAUCUCGUACUUCAACUGGUGGAACCACUUUCAUUGUAUCGACGACUGGUUUAGAUGAUGAGGCGACGAAUACGCAGUCGACAUGCGAGAGUACCUACAGCCCUGGUCACGAGGUCGCAAGUAUUUCGUUUGAAACAACCACUAUUGGGCUCCAUGACAUUGCUGCUUUCGCUGAUCCAGAUGACUCAAAUCCUAGCAGGUCCCCAAUUUCUUUUGAGGAAGCAACCAUGACUCCAAAAACCUUACAAAAGGCGCUUGAAGCACCCAACGGAAACACCAUUGACGUUUCAUAUAACUUCACACCAACGAAAAAAGACAGCUCCCCAGCCCUUACGGAAUCGCACUCACCUGACCUAAGCAGAGUGAAUGUCGCGCCUCGUCUUCUGGACACCUCAACAUGCAUACCGCUCGUCGCCAGCUCUGACACUGACCAUCAUGUGGCCACAUCACACACUGACCAUCCUGCGGCCACGUCAUAUCCUGACCAUCCUGCGGCCACGUCAUAUCCUGACCAUCCUGCGGCCACGUCACACACUGACCAUCCUGCGGCCACGUCACACCCUGACCAUCCUGCGGCCACGUCACACCCUAACCAUCCUGCGGCCACGUCAUAUCCUGACCAUCCAGCGGCCACGUCACACCCUGACCAUCCUGUGACCACUCCACUGGACCAGCAGUCUCUUCAGAACAGUCGUGUAGCCACUGAAGAAGGGCGCUCCUUGAAUGACGACUCUAGCGCCUCGCCAGUCCACCUCCUACAGAGAGUCAACUUUCGGACCAAAGAGCCUCGUAAGUGCGUGCCAUUGGUCACGCCGUGUCGCGUCUUCGAAGGGCGCGGCGAAAGCUCCGUCUGGGGUACGCCUGAGUCGCCGUAUGCGUCAGCCUCAAGAUCAGCCUUCGACCUGAGAACCCAGGCUUCCUCCGGUCUUGACGCAUCGCAUGCUACGCAGAACUUCUACCACCCAGGGAGCAUGGCGGAGUGGGUGUUCGCCGAGUGCCUGCCUGAUGCGGACGGUACGGUCGCCACGGACGCGCUCUGUCGUCGCUCCGACGACGUCUUCGCUCAUCUGCCCAGGUCUGCCGUCUUCUGUGGCAAGCCCUCGACGAGCAUGGUGAUGGAGCAGGCUCUCAAGUGGCCCCCGUCCUCUCCUGCGCGAGCCUCCGCCGCCGACCACUCGACGCCACGCAGAGUGAUAGCCGCGUCGCCCACGCACUACCUCACCAAAGCCUACGACCUCAGACACGUCGAGUGA
Molecule: messenger RNA, 3498 nt
Organism: Hyalella azteca
Lineage: Eukaryota; Metazoa; Arthropoda; Malacostraca; Amphipoda; Hyalellidae
Exons: 6
Coding region: 49-3498 (1149 amino acids)
Source: RefSeq, a predicted model, not a curated record